Messenger RNA from Gadus morhua (Atlantic cod), 2951 nucleotides. It is a transcript of the gene gdf9, whose product is annotated as growth differentiation factor 9. Lineage: Eukaryota; Metazoa; Chordata; Actinopteri; Gadiformes; Gadidae. Bases 1002 to 2309 code for a protein of 435 amino acids. The transcript is spliced from 2 exons. Gene Ontology annotation, cellular component: extracellular region. The record is from RefSeq and is a predicted model, not a curated record. Gene Ontology annotation, molecular function: cytokine activity; growth factor activity.
UUAUGCAAAGCAGACACAGAUUGGACAGUGGAAUGUUGCUCUUUCCUUAUAUUAUUUCCAUUGGGAGAGUGCAAGGAUUGAGGAAAGCCUCUUCUUCCAUAGUCCAUUCAUAGUCAUUUGAGUGAAUUAGUCAAAUACAAUCAUUAAGAAGGUAGUUCUUUAAACAUGCAAUUCGUUUUAGCCUGAAAAAGUCUGCUUUAAUUUGAUUUAUGAACUUAUGGUAUUGUAGCAGGGGACCUGACCCCCGCCAUCUUGGUGGUUUUACUGUUCUCAAUUUAUUCAUGAGUUUAAAGGUUGUGCCUUACAGAGCCGGUGGUGAACAUUGACAUGUCAAAGCUCUGCUGAGUGUGUGCUGAUGGCUGAUUUAUCCUGUGGUCCUUGAUUACAAAAUGCAUCACAGGUGUACAGCCUCACCAGAGUCUGAUCAGCCUGCCUCAGGCCCAGCGAGGCAGCAUAAACCCUAGACCAGCCACACUCCAGCAAUUUGUAGGAUAUAUAAUUGUAUACAUAUAUACUAUAAACACUUUGGUAUACAGGAAGAAAUAAGUAAGCAGGCAACAGACUAUUUGUUGGUUUGCUUAUAUUUUGAUUGAAUUAUUAUUCAUUUUUGAGGGAAAAUAUACAAAUAUUUUAUUAAAAUAAAAUGCAGCUACCAUUGACAACUAGACAAAUAUUUAAAUGGCAAAAGCCAAGUCCUAGGCUUAACAAACUCAUCCACACAUGGAGUAGGAUAUAGAGGGUUUAUCGAGUCUACAAUAAACAUACUAAAAACGUCAAAUCAAGUGCCUGAGUGUGGGGUGCAUAUUUGUGAAGUUGUAGAGAGAGUUUGACACGGUGAUUUUUUGCAUGAACCUAAACCAAAUGUUUGGCUAGUGCUUCCGGUAGCGUUGAAUUGAUUGCUGACACCUGACGUAGCACACGCUGAUCAACGACCAGCGUGUUGAGGUUCCCCUCAACUCUCGCAGGAUUGUAGCUCGGUGUUGAAGGCAUUGGAAAUUAUAAUGGGGACACAAAUGUUGAUGUCGACUUUACUGUAUUAUUUUAACACCGUACUACUAUUUCACGUGGUUUUCUGUCACUGCGAGUUCAGCCAUGCCUCGUCCAACGCAGAGCACACUUUUGACGGUUACACCCAGUAUCCUUAUGAAAACCUUUUCACCCCUUUGUUAAAAGCCUUGUCAGAGCAUGGCAGAACGCGGUGGAACGCAGAACUUAAUCAAAGUGUGAAACCCGAGCUCAAGUAUAUGAAGUACAUGGUAGAAGUGCACAAGAAGUCAAGGGGUCAGAGGAGCUUGGACAGCAAUGACCUCUUCAAUACGUUGCGUCUGAUAAAGCCUCUGGAAAAAUGUCUUAACCAACGGAAUGAGAUUUCAAUGCAAGACUUGUCCUACAAACUCGAUACAGUGGGCGACAAAGAGCAGCUUCUGAAAUCCGUCAUGCUGUUCUCUUUUGACCAUGACGUUGCAGCUCCUAGCCCCUCACUGUGCUACCUCAACAUCAAAGAACGGGAGGAUGCAAACCAGUGUCACUUGUGUCCCAGCACUGACCACCAGGUGAUGUUCACAGUUCACCAUGCAUACACGCCGCAAUGGAAGAAUUGGGUGGAGGUCGACAUCACAACCCUCUUGCUGCCAAUCUUGAAGAUCCACAAGCAAACUGUCCACCUGCUUGUCCACCUGAAUUGUUCAGAGGGCCUUGGCCCCCUCGGGGAAGGAGGGUCUGCAACAUUAUUCCCCUCGUGGUCUCCGCCUUUACUUCUCUACCUGAAUGAUACCAGCAAAUCAGCGCGUCAGAAGUCCGUCCCUCCUUCCAGGGCAGGUCAAAGGUCACCGAUGGAUGAGCCACUCACAUCAGCUGAGAGGAGCGCCUUCAAGUUGCAGCAAAUGCUCCGGCGCAAGAGGAGGCUUAGGAGGGCACCUCUGAAGACCAAAGGAGCCGGGCAAAGCUUGGAUCUCCACCUCCCUGAGCUCCUGCCGAGCUCAGAGUACCCGACCAGUGACUGUGCCUUGUAUGACUUCAAGGUGGGGUUCAGCCAGCUCAAGCUGGAUCACUGGAUCGUGUUUCCCCCCAAGUACAACCCUCGCUACUGCAGAGGGACCUGCCCGAGCACCUUGGGCUUCUUCUACCACUCGCCCAUCCACACUAUGGUGCAGAACAUCAUAUACGAAAAGCUGGACACCACGGUGCCCCGGCCGGCUUGUGUUCCCUCACACUACAGUCCCCUCAGCGUUAUGCUCUUUGAGGAGGACGGAUCCUACGUCUACAAGCAGUUUGACGAAAUGGUUGCCACAAGGUGCACUUGUCGUUGACUGAGUGUCGUUCUUUCUUGUACACGCUUAGCAAAUUGUUGACAUUACACCCCUUAAGUUAUGUUACCAUAAAUGUAUUUGGAUAUUUUGUCUAGCCUCAGUGAGUGCAGGACUAUCAUGGUGCAAGUAAUAAUGUAGUUAUUUACGUAGAUCAGGUAUUUUUACUUAAUCGAGUGUAUAGUGUUAAAGAGGAAUCUUAUCCAAAAUAACUACAUUGCAGUUAUUUUUGUUUAAAACUUUAAUUUACUUUAUACACUUUAUCCCACUGAACUCUAAAUAUUUGUGAAAUUCUAUUUGUUUUAUGUUAAUUUAUUUUUGGUUGAAUGGUUUAUUAUUUAACACGAUGUAAUAGUUUGAAGUAACCUUUUACAUUUCCUUUUUGCUUCUGGGGAUACAGACAAGUUGUUUGAUCUGCAACUGUCAAUUUUAAUGUCCAGAAUCCAAAGCUGACAAAAUGAGGCCAGCUGAACGUUUCAAUGAUGUAUAACUUCUGGUAAUCAAGACCACCUAGGACAUGUUGCAUGUAUAGAGUUAUACCUGUAAAUCCAUCUGACCAUUUUUCAAAUUCAAUUCCUUCAGAGAAAACGAUGUGAUUUGAAUCACUGUAAAAAAAAAGAAAAGGAAAUAAAAAGAAAAAGCGAA